Gadus morhua (Atlantic cod) is the source of this 3738-nucleotide messenger RNA. RefSeq names its product scaffold protein involved in DNA repair (gene spidr). The coding region runs from base 197 to 3181 and encodes 994 amino acids. The transcript is spliced from 21 exons. The record is from RefSeq and is a predicted model, not a curated record. Gene Ontology annotation, cellular component: nuclear chromosome; nucleoplasm. Lineage: Eukaryota; Metazoa; Chordata; Actinopteri; Gadiformes; Gadidae. Gene Ontology annotation, biological process: regulation of establishment of protein localization to chromosome; double-strand break repair via homologous recombination.
CGCACCCCGGCCAUUAAAACAAACGCACACAGCCUAGCGGUACCCUCCAUGUAGCAGUUGACCAAGACGUUCAGAGUUGCUUAACUAACACCUUUCGACACCGGUAAACGAUGAUGUCGUAAACUACGGGUCCAGCCCCUCAACUGACCUUGUAUCCCCGCCAGUAUGUGAACAUAAGAGCCAGAAAGAUGCCAGCAUGUCUUCUCUUAAGCGUAAGAAGUUCUCCAGGGACAUCAGGUGUGUUGUCUUCCCGGAUGAGGUCGGACACAACAGCGCUAACUCCGCGGCGGGGUUAACUGCCCCAUCCACCGGCAGCUCAGCCGCCAGGGCGUGGGAGAGGUGUGGGGAGAGCUUUAUUGACCUUCCUAAAGUCAAGGAUGGCCAUUCGUCUGGAAGGACAUUGUCUGCUGUCAGGAAGUUGGACCCAGCCUCUUUUUCAGUGCAUGACAGCUCUGGUCACCAUGACGACGACCCCGUGGACAUAGCGUGGACCUCCAGUGAAAAUGAGGGGUCGGGGAACGAGAGUCCGAAGCAGUCUCUGGCUAAAGCUGUGCCUCCUAAACGACAAGAGAGGAAGAGAAAAAUACAGAGACCAGCCGGCAGAGCAUCGCACGCGCUCCCUGCUGGUGAAGCGCCUAGCAUCUCCAGUCACCAUGACGACGAGGACCCGUUGGACAUCGCCUGGACGUCGUCUAGUGAGAGUGAGCGGUCGGAUACAGAUCAGGACCGAUCUCUUGCUAGAGCGAUGGCUCCCGGACCACCAGAGAGGCGUAGGAAAACUCUCCGACCCACCGCCGCCGCUGAGUGCUCCGCCAAACCACCCACUGAUGAAGAAGACCUUCCCAUCAUUGAUUCGGACAGUGAUCUGAACGGCUCUCCUGAUCAGUUGAAACGGGACAGUGCGGGUCAUAUAUCUGAGUGUGAGUCUCCACGGCAUGCCGUCGACGGGGGCCUGAAAGCACCUAUAUCACCAGGGCCCUCGGGUGAUCCUGAUGCCUCAGACUGGGCGACCCGGGAGGGCGGUGGUUAUUCAGCCUACCUGAACCGACCGGAGGGUCACGGCCAGGCCAACAAGAGGUCGCUGGGUGACUGGGUCAGGGCGGCGCAGGCCAUGCACAUGCACAUGCACACGCCUCGGAAGCAAGCCGACGCCCAGUCCAAAACUCCGGAAGACUCUGGGAAGAAGAACCGGAAGCUCACCAGCGGGGGGUUUGCAGAGAGGCUGACUCGGCUCCAGGGCAGACAGAGGUCAUCCUUCAGCCUCUGGAGACACCUGUCCAUCGCAGAGGACUCUGCAGCCACAGCGGUCCAGCCUGGCGUGCUGGUGCUGGAGGUCCUGGACGUGCGGGAGGAGUGCAGCAUGCAGCUGGUCCACUGCCAGCAGCGCCGGCCCCCCGGCUGGGAGACCACCACCCCCCCCGCCGCCGCCGCCACUCCGACAGCCGCCCGCCUCCUGGUGCUCUUCGACAGGAAGACCUCGGCGCAGCUGAGGCCCGUGCCCGGGGACAUCAUCCACGUGUACCCUCCAUGGCAAAGACUUGACGUCGAAGACGAGAGCACCACCGUGAUCCUAAACACGCACUUCAGUCAGAAAGUUUAUUCGGACGUGAAAACCACCAACCCACAGGCCCAGCCCAGGCCCUGGCCCCCACUGGCCAGAUGUGUGCCCCACUCUUUGUCAAACACAUUCGGCCUGCAUGGAGCGGACGCCGUCAAAAGGAAGGACGCCACCACCGAGCAGGUUGCGAACGGCGAGGGGGUCGUCGGAGGUCCGGGGGAUAUGGACUGGGCUCCGGGGCACUCCCUCCUGGAGGUCAUCGAGGGCCUGGGGCACCCGGGGUCCGUGGGGCCCGAGGUUCGGGUCGUGGUCCAGCGGGUGUACUCCUGCUACGUGCCCGAGCGGCCGACGGCGUCGGCGGCCAGGCCCAGGGCGCCGCCGCCGCCCGCGGCCCCGCCCCCACGGAGAGGCCGAAGCAGGCUGUGCGCGCUGGUCCAGGACGGCCGAGGUAUCUUCAGCGUGGUUCAGCUCCAGCCCCUGCCCUGGGACCGGGAGCUGCAGCAGUACACCCAGAAGUGGCAGGGACGGGCCUGCACCCUGAGGAACGUCAAGGUGGUGCAGCGGGUUACUCGGGAAAGGUACGGUAGAGCUUUCCAUUUGAUAGACAGUGUCUGGCCUCCAACGAUUCCCUUUCAGGGCAGAGGCACAAGCGCCGCUCCCUGCUUCUACUACCUGCUCUCUGGCCAGGGAGACUCUGUUGAGGCCCUGGAGGGCUCGGCCCUAUCGGCUCUCUACCUCCCCCCCAAAGAAAUGCCCCUUCGGGAUGUCCUGCGGAGUGCCGGAGGCGUGCGUUGUCACAGUUUUACUGCGACCGUGGUGUACGCCAGCAUUCUGGGGGAUGCUGUAGACCAGGCUGAGGUCUGGUUGUCGCUGACGGACCCCAGCCUCCAGGAGGAGGGGGAGGGGCAGGCCGAAGGCGGGGGGCCGUGCGGGCGAACGGUGCCCUUGUGUAUCAGCACUUCCUGUGUGCUCAAUUCCUCCGUCGCCGCGGUGAUACGCUCGCCCACGGCCGCCAUCUUGUCAUUUAGAGACGUCGUAAUGGAGAACGGCGCCCUGCUGUGCACAGAGCAGUCGGUGGUAGAGACCCCCCAGCCAGACCGGGCGAGCAGGUCGGAGCUGACCGGGAGCGAGCCCCCCACCCCCACCAGAGCCACCCUGGGGUGCGGUCUGCCCCGACCAGUGAGGCUGGAUCCCCUGGGUGCGGACACCACGGCCCACUCUCUGUGUACUCUCACGGGAGUAAUCGUCGGCGUGGAGGAGGACACGGCUUGCUCCUGGCCCGCCUGCAGUGCCUGUGGAAGUGACCGCUUACAGGCCACGGGAGUCGGGGAGUCACCGGCUUUCCGCUGCCGGGCAUGUGACUGCGAGGUGCAGCAGCCCAAGCUGAGGCUGCAGCUCGAGGUGACGCUCGCCUCGGCCGUGAGCGAUGGGAUCGUCAAAGUUAAGCUGCACCAGAACACAAUUCAGUCCAUCCUCCCCCCGGCAGCCCUCCAAGCCAGCGAGUUCCCAGGUUACGAGGUGGAACACGUCCUGGGGAAGGCACUGGGCCCCAUCCCCGUUGUCGUCCGCGUCAUCAGCAGGACCCCAACUCUCUGCAUUGCCGUGGAAGAGAUUAGCCUCUGAGGGGGGGGGGGGGGGGGGGCGCGUCAGAGGAACUAGUGAAAUGAAUCCUCUGGCCCUCAGCUGGCUCCAAGGAUCUGCGCUCUAGGCCUUGGUUCAAGUCCCCCCCCCCCCCCCCCCCCCCACACACACACACACACACACAACCCCCCUACCUCGACCCCCUUCGAAGGCCUCCCUGGAAGCCCCCCACAUCGUUCUGGUGCAGCAGUGAAAGAGGGGGCGGUGGUGGUGGAGGUUUGGAGAGACACAAGGUCUUGUUUGUGUGGUAAUGAUAAGUGAGAAUGUGGAGCGGGACUUGACAACCCAAGGGGAGAGCGGCAAGAGAGCCCUGCCCUGUCAGUAGGACCCACGUGGUGUGCAGGGGGGAUUCAGGAACGUGCUGUCAAACCUCCUCCUUCUCUCUCUCUCUCUCUCACUCUCUCUCUCUCGCUCUCGCUCUCUCGCUCUGUCAUAAGUCCCCAGAACGUUUAGCAUCUUCCUCUUUGUAGAGAGGUAGAUGCGUUUUUUUUUGUUUUUUUUUGUUGCAUACUGUGUAAAUAAAGCCGAUUUAAGAAUGG